This is a messenger RNA of Naegleria gruberi, 3114 nucleotides long. RefSeq names its product outward-rectifier potassium channel. The coding region runs from base 1 to 1872 and encodes 623 amino acids. The transcript has 2 exons. Gene Ontology annotation, biological process: potassium ion transmembrane transport; stabilization of membrane potential. Gene Ontology annotation, cellular component: membrane. The record is from RefSeq and is a predicted model, not a curated record. Gene Ontology annotation, molecular function: potassium ion leak channel activity. Lineage: Eukaryota; Heterolobosea; Eutetramitea; Acrasida; Naegleriidae.
AUGGCAUCUCCUUCAUCGUUGAAGAGCGUUUCAUGGGAUGUCAUUCAUCAGUUAUUUGGCAAUUCAACAAGUUCGGGAAAUAUUGAAAAUAUGAUUCAACACUAUGUGGAAUUGUACUUUGGCGAUGAUGCAGAGAGGAGGAAAUUGAGAAUUUGUGAUCGAUUGUUUGAGUUUAUUGAUGGAUAUAGUGAAUUUGUCAUGUUUAUGAAUGGUGUAGAGCAUGAGCAACGAGUUAGUGAGUUGGCACUUGCGGAACUAGAUCAGGAUGUGAUGGAUAAUGAGCAAGAUGUACAAUUUACAGGAGAAAUAGGUCAUAACGAUGAGAAACAAGGAGAAUUUCCACAAGUAUCUCAAGAACACCUCAUGGGAGAACAUGUAAUAGUCGAUUUGGUCAACUCUGGAACAGUUUCCAAUGAAGAGGAAGCUCCUACACUUGAUAAUACUCAAUCAGAAUUGGAUUCUGAUGCAGAUGAAGUCAAGGAAAAGAAAUUUAUGAAAUUAUUGAAUGGAUUUUCAGAUAAAUUGAUGGGUGACAUUUCAAAGGAAUAUAUUCAAAAGCCAUCACUGAAAGAUUUUGCAAAAGAUAUUUUGAAAUUGCUAAUUUCCUUUGCCUUAAUCAUGGCUGUCAUUGCAUUGGGUGCUAUGGCUGUCAUGUUCAUUGAACAAGAUGUUGAAUAUAAGAAUUAUUUGGCAUAUAAGGAAAAUCUAUUGAAUUCAACAUUAGAUGAAUAUUCAUUUGAUAAUUCGACAGGAAAUGCCAAUGUCACUAUUGAUCCAUUUAAUCCUAAAUGGACAUAUGGAAACAGUGUCUAUUUCAUGAUUGUUACCUUAUCAACCAUUGGAUACGGAGAUAUGUCACCAACUACUAUUGGAGGUAAACUGUGGGUUGUCUUUUUUGGAUUUCUAGGAAUAUCCCUCAUGGGUAUGUGGAUUUCAUUCGUAGGAGGUGCCAUUAUGAACUCUUUCGGUACUGGAAUAUUUGUAGUCAUGCUCUACAUUAAGAGAUCCAUUGUAAUUACAUUCAAAACAGCUAAAAAUCGAGAUUUGGAAGAAGUGAUGAGAAUUAAGGCAAAUAUGAAAAAUCCAGAGCUAACACCAUUGGAAAAGAAAAUGUUUUCAUUCUUUAAUAGAGGUGCUACUCAGAUUAUUAACAUGAUUUUACUGUUGGGAGGAUAUGUUGUGGGAGCUGCUGCAUUGUUUAGUUAUUUGGAAAAUUGGGAGUUUUAUGAUGCAUUCUAUUAUUCAUUUGUAACUCUGAGUACAAUUGGAUAUGGAGAUUUUUACCCAAAGACAACCAAUGGUAAGAUUACAUUUGGUUUCUUUGUCUUGAUUGGUCUUGGAUUGUUGGGUAUCUUACUUGGUUUCGUGGCCAAAUCCAUUCAAGAAUCACUUCUUUCAAAUUUCAAGAAAGCCCAAAAGAAAACAUUUUUGGAAUUUAAGGAUUUACAGGAAAAGGCAGCCAUGAAACAAAUUGGUAACAUGAUGAAUAAGCAAAAGCAAAAUAUGACUCAAGGUUUCAAUAUUCUCAAAAAGGGAGGUAAAGGUGGAAUUCACUUGAUGAGAGCUGGAGGUGUUGGUGGACUAAACAAACUGAAACAAGGAGGAAACUUAUUGAAAGAGGGAGGAGUUGGUGGUUUGAACAAAUUGAAACAAGGAGGUAAGGGAGGAAUGAAUCUCAUGAAAGCUGGAGGAGCAGGUGGACUAAACAAGUUGAAACAAGGUGGAAACUUGCUUAAGGAAGGAGGUGUUGGUGGUUUGAACAAAUUAAAGCAAGGAGGAAAUUUAUUGAAAGAAGGUGGAACCAAACUCAAGAAUGUUACAACAAAAAAGAAGGAAAAUUCCUCAAGUCCAUCCACACCAUCAGAAGAGUAAUUACAUGUUUCAAACUCUAUUUCAAUAGAAUAAUAAUAAUUAUUGAGAAAAACUGAAAUAUUAACAAACAAUGCAUCCAAUGAACAAUACCAAUAUCAGUAAUAAUCCAUUAGUUAACACUCUGGACGAAUGAUUCAAUAGCACAGCUGAGGAAAAUCUCACUAAAUCAUUGUCAACAAGUUGGUUUUGAAGGGUAGUGUCCUGAUCGUACAGACAAGCUGUUGAAUAAAACUUUUCCACAUUACUUUCAUUCAAACUAUUCAGUGUCAAAAAUUGAACUCCUUUCCAUUGAAAAUGAGGUGAUCCAAAUACUGUGCUAGUCACUGCAAUAGCUUCCAAUUGACCAGAACAAGAAUUGGCAAUUACUGAUGAAAAUAACAACUUUCCAGUCCAGAAAAACUUUUGUUUUGCAUAAAUUUUUGCAAUAUCAUCUCCUUUCUGAGAUGCCCUCUUCAAAGUUGUAACUCCAGAGCAAGUUUGCAUUCGGAGUUUAAUUCCCGAUGUGAAUGGAUCAAUGGAGGCAGUUACACAAUCAUUGGAAUAAAGAUUUUUCAGAGUGAUUCCUAUUCCAUUCUUAUCUCCACUUCCCACAGAACUAAUUUGAAAUUGAAAUGAAGUAUCUGUUAAAAGUUUUGGAUGAUUAUUCGAAACUGUUCCAAUAAUUCCAUUUUUCCAACUUGUCAAUGCAAAAUUAGGUCCUUUUACAAUAAAUACACUAUCAUCAUAAGCAGUUGGCAUUAAAAUUGUAUUAUUUGCAAAAUAAUUUUCAUUCACAAUGUCAUCCACCAAAAUAAAUCCUUUCGUCUUGUCAACAUUAUACGAAUCUGAAAUAAUGUAAAAUAUUUUGGAAUCUUGAUUGGUGGCACAUAUUUCCCUCCGUGUAGAAAUGAUGGAGGUUGUGUUUUUCCAUCGACAUGUACACCAAGUUGUGUUAAAAUACUUUCCGAUAGAAAAGAAAGGGUUUCCAAUAAUUUGAUGAUUUGGAUAUUGUUCAUCAAGGGUAAAGUUAGAAGGAGUGAUAGAGAGGCAUGUAUUUGGUUUGGCAGAUAUAAAAUCUGUUGGAAAUGUUGUUACUUGUGAGUAGAUAAAGUUAGUUUCUAAUUCCGUUAUUGAAAUUCGUCCACAAUAUUUAUACGAAUCUGAUGAAGUUGAUGAUGAACAAGUUUUCGGAGCAAUGUAACUUGACAAGGCUUGAUUAACCAACAACAAUACUAAACAAAUAAUGGAAAUAGAAUGUAGUUG